Messenger RNA from Aspergillus neoniger CBS 115656, 663 nucleotides. Its product is annotated as DUF952 domain-containing protein. Bases 148 to 549 code for a protein of 133 amino acids. The record is from RefSeq and is a predicted model, not a curated record. NCBI's taxonomy places the organism in Eukaryota, Fungi, Ascomycota, Eurotiomycetes, Eurotiales, Aspergillaceae. The transcript has 2 exons.
GUCCCACCACCCACUUACUAGCGUCGAUAUAUCGCCUACCUAUAUGACUAGGAUACAGACCUACAACACAAUCAACUACCACUAAAUUCUUUAUAACCCCUUCUACAAGUCCCAACGGGUGAUUACAUCAUUGAGCAAAAGAGAAAAAUGGCAGACGCCGAGCCCCUUUACGUCUACAAGCUGAUUCCCUCGACGUCUCCGGUACGGGAACCUCUCCCCGAUCGGCUGCCGGUUAGCGAGCUGGAUGAGAAAUCGGGAUUCGUACACCUCUCGACAGCAUUUCAAGUACCGAAUACCCUCAAAAUGUUCUUUAAAGACGAGCCGCUGGUCUACGUGCUCCGGAUUCCCUUUGAGAGCAUAGCCGGCCAGGUCCGGUGGGAGAAUCCUGACGGGACGGUCUGUGGACCGCGACCGAAAGAGGGCUUGUUCCCACAUCUGUACAAUGAUCUCAAGCUGGGUAAGGAUGAGGUAGAGACUGUUGCUAUCUGGAAGAAUGAUGAGGGCUGGGAUAAAGCCCUCCUGCAGGCGAAACCGUGGCUGUUGUAUUGAUCGCAUUACAAAUCACUCAACUCCCAUGAACUAUCAUACAUGUACAUAUUUUCACAUCAAAUGGUUUAGAGGUACGAGGACGCCCUGGAGCUAACUUUAGAAAUGAAACGAUUG